Molecule: messenger RNA, 2016 nt
Organism: Rhinopithecus roxellana (golden snub-nosed monkey)
Lineage: Eukaryota; Metazoa; Chordata; Mammalia; Primates; Cercopithecidae
Gene: SCG3
Product: secretogranin III
Exons: 12
Coding region: 69-1811 (580 amino acids)
Biological process (GO): protein localization to secretory granule
Cellular component (GO): secretory granule membrane
Source: RefSeq, a predicted model, not a curated record
GUUCCAUUCCCGGGGGAUUGGAGUAGCUUUGGAGUCACUGACGCCAUCCCCUCCCGCCUCUGGCGUUCAUGGAGCAUGCGCUUCCUCCCUCACUUCCUCUCCAGGAGGGAGCGAGAGUAAAGCUACGCCCUGGCGCGGCAGUCUCGGCGUCACAGGAACUUCAGCACCCACGGGGCGGACAGCGCUCCCCUCUACCUGGAGACUUGACUCCCGCGUGCCCCAACCCUGCUAAUCCAUUGACCCCCGAGGGUCAGAGAUCCCGCUGCAGCCCAGUCCCGGCCCCUCUCCCGCCCCACACCCGCCCUCCUGGCUCUUCCUGUUUUUACUCCUCCUUUUCAUUCAUAACAAAAGCUACAGCUCCAGGAGCCCAGCGCCGGGCUGUGACCCAAGCCGAGCGUGGAAGAAUGGGGUUCCUCGGGACCGGCACUUGGAUUCUGGUGUUAGCGCUCCCGAUUCAAGCUUUCCCCAAACCUGGAGGCAGCCAAGACAAAUCUCUACAUAAUAGAGAAUUAAGUGCAGAAAGACCUUUGAAUGAACAGAUUGCUGAAGCAGAAGCAGACAAGAUUAAAAAAACAUAUCCUCCAGAAAACAAGCCAGGUCAGAGCAACUAUUCUUUUGUUGAUAACUUGAACCUGCUAAAGGCAAUAACAGAAAAGGAAAAAAUGGAGAAAGAAAGACAAUCUAUAAGAAGCUCCCCACUUGAUAAUAAGUUGAAUGUGGAAGAUGUUGAUUCAACCAAGAAUCGAAAACUGAUAGAUGAUUAUGAUUCUACUAAGAGUGGAUUGGAUCAUAAAUUUCAAGAUGAUCCAGAUGGUCUUCAUCAACUAGACGGGACUCCUUUAACUGCUGAAGACAUUGUCCAUAAAAUUGCUACCAGGAUUUAUGAGGAAAAUGACAGAGCAGUGUUUGACAAGAUUGUUUCUAAACUACUGAAUCUUGGCCUUAUCACAGAAAGCCAAGCACAUACACUGGAAGAUGAAGUAGCGGAGGUUUUACAAAAAUUAAUCUCAAAGGAAGCCAACAAUUAUGAGGAAGAUCCCAAUAAGCCAACCAGCAGAACUGAGAAUCAGGCUGGAAAAAUACCAGAGAAAGUGACUCCAAUGGCAGCAAUUCAAGAUGGUCUUACUAAGGGAGAAAACGAUGAAAUAGUAUCUAACACCUUAACCUUGACAAAUGGCUUGGAAAGGAGAACUAAAACCUACAGUGAAGACAACUUUGAGGAACUCCAAUAUUUCCCAAAUUUCUAUGCAUUACUGAAAAGUAUUGAUUCAGAAAAAGAAGCAAAAGAGAAAGAAACACUGAUUACUAUCAUGAAAACAUUGAUUGACUUUGUGAAGAUGAUGGUGAAAUAUGGAACAAUAUCUCCAGAAGAAGGUGUUUCCUACCUUGAAAACUUGGAUGAAAUGAUUGCUCUUCAGACCAAAAACAAGCUAGAAAAAAAUGCUACUGACAAUAUAAGCAAGCUUUUCCCAGUACCAUCAGAGAAGAGUCAUGAAGAAACAGACAGUACCAAGGAAGAAGCAGCUAAGAUGGAAAAGGAAUAUGGAACCUUGAAGGAUUCCACAAAAGAUGAUAACUCCAACCCAGGAGGAAAGACAGAUGAACCCAAAGGAAAAACGGAAGCCUAUUUGGAAGCCAUCAGAAAAAAUAUUGAAUGGUUGAAGAAACAUGACAAAAAAGGAAAUAAAGAAGAUUAUGACCUUUCGAAGAUGAGAGAUUUCAUCAACCAACAAGCUGAUGCUUAUGUGGAGAAAGGCAUCCUUGACAAGGAAGAAGCUGAGGCCAUCAAGCGCAUUUAUAGCAGCCUGUAAAAAUGGCAAAAGAUCCAGGAGUCUUUCAACUGUUUCAGAAAACAUAAUAUAGCUUAAAACACUUCUAAUUCUGUGAUUAAAAUUUUUUGACCCAAGGGUUAUUACAAAGUGCUGAAUUUGCAGUAGUUAACCUUUUACAAGUGGUUAAAACAUAGCUUUCUUCCCGUAAAAACUAUCUGAAAGUAAAGUUGUAUGUAAGCUGAGA